Staurois parvus is the source of this 431-nucleotide messenger RNA. The record is from the annotation of a GenBank genome assembly. Lineage: Eukaryota; Metazoa; Chordata; Amphibia; Anura; Ranidae.
AUGGUAGCCAAUCAGCUUCUAACCUCAGCUUGUCCAUUUAAGCUUUAGCAGUAAAACCUGGAAGCUGAUUGGUUUCUAUGCAGAAGUGCAUGUGUUUCUGAGUGAACCAGCUUUAGUAAAUAAAUCCCAUUGAGUUCACUAACCACUAAACGGUCUUGUAUCCAUUUCUUGGUAUUAAGUCACAGCCAGGUUAAAGUGGUAACCCCCAGCUACACUCGGGCUAACCAUGUGGCGCUGCUCCGGGAUCUCUUCUUCACUUACCUUGUCCUGCGCUCCCGCGAUGUCCCUCCUGCAGUGUCCCCGGCAAUGUCCUCUGGCCGAUGCCGGCAUCUGUCUUCCAGGUUCCGUCCCCUGCGAGUGUCGGGAUGUACGGGGACAUAACGGCGGGAAGUUUGAAAAUGACAAAAAGUGACAUUCACUAAAUACACUAA